Molecule: messenger RNA, 782 nt
Organism: Chelonoidis abingdonii (Abingdon island giant tortoise)
Lineage: Eukaryota; Metazoa; Chordata; Testudines; Testudinidae
Gene: TMEM215
Product: transmembrane protein 215
Source: RefSeq, a predicted model, not a curated record
AUGAGACCAGACGACAUUAACCCUAGGACGGGACUAGUGGUGGCUUUGGUCAGCGUCUUCCUUGUUUUUGGCUUCAUGUUUACCGUUUCUGGGAUGAAAGGGGAAACCCUGGGAGACAUCCCCCUCCUGGCAAUAGGACCUGCUAUUUGCUUGCCGGGCAUAGCUGCCAUUGCAUUAACGAGGAAAACAGAUGGCUGCACCAAAUGGCCUGACAACAAGCGUCCCUGCUGCAAAAAGGCAAAAGACAAGGAAGUGGUGGAGCUGCUGAGAACGCCCUCAGAUCUGGAAUCGGGCAAAGGCAGCUGCGAUGAGCUAGCCAAGAAAGCAUACCUGAAGGACAGGAAAGUGCUGAAGGGAGAGGACUCUGUGUCCAUCUGCACCACCACCACCACAACCACCACCACCACGGGAGAAUGCAAGAGCCUGAUCAAAAGGGUGGACCAGGACAAGAUGCUGAGAUACCUGGAGACCUGCUACCCGGAGAUGCCGGGGAAUGUGCUCGUGGGAGAGGGUCUCACUUACAGUGCCUUGGAGAAGAAAAAUUUCCCUCCCUGGGACAGUGCUGCCUGCCCUGACACAGAGGACAACAUUUUUGUGGCUCCAAAAGACAGUAUAAUUGUCUGUUCCUAUAAGGAGAAUAGCCCUUACGACAGAUAUUGUUGUUAUAUAAACCUUACUGGAGUCAGCUCAGACCAUGAAACUAUAGUUUGAAUGAUGCACACUUUCUAUAUCUCUAUGUAUUUUUACAGACUCUACAUCUUUCAGCUUUUAAUAGGGGAAAG